This is a messenger RNA of Drosophila sechellia, 741 nucleotides long. RefSeq lists its product as uncharacterized. NCBI's taxonomy places the organism in Eukaryota, Metazoa, Arthropoda, Insecta, Diptera, Drosophilidae. The record is from RefSeq and is a predicted model, not a curated record. The transcript is spliced from 2 exons. Bases 224 to 730 code for a protein of 168 amino acids.
CUAAAUUCCUUAAAAAUCCCCAAUGUAUUAUUUUUUUGGUGUUGCUUUUAAUUGCCCGACUUUUGAACCUAGCGCUGAUAUUUCCUACAUCACAAAGUAAAUGAACCAAUCAGAAAACUAAUUACGCUGUGAAAAUAUAUAUUAAAUUAAAUUAUGGACAAUUUAUAUUUAAAGUACUGAUUGGCCAGUGUCGCUGGACAAAAGCGGAUUGCCAAAACCACUGAUGGUCAGACGUUUUACAGGCGUCUUCAUAAUGAAAUCUCACGUCCUCCUGCUUGGAUUCCUGGUCAUCCUUGUUGGCAUCCUUAGUCAUGAAAAUGUCGAUGCAGCUGGACUUUUAUCCUCGUCGGCACAGACCCAGGGAUGCCAAUGCUCCCUGACGAUGUCCUGCAGCUGCUGCCAAAAGUUUUCGGUUGAUCUCCUGAACCAAAAUAGUAUCGUCUGUCUCACUUUGGGCAUUGGCUUGACCAGUGGAACCAUCAAUUUGGGGGCCACAAUGGAUGGAAAUUCGGUGGCCGCGUUCGCCAUCAGCACCACCAAGCCGCCCACAUAUUGCAUCCCCGUCAUCUCGAUGGUUUCCGUGGACAUGUGCAUUAAAGUAAACAUCAAGGUGGCAGGGGUGGCGGUCAAGGCCUGUCCCACCUUUUAUACCAACUAUGCCACUAACCAGGUCGUGAGCUACGAUUUUCCCUGCAUCCAAUUGGGCAUGGAUGGAGUUAGCCUGAUCUAGAAUACAUAUGC